This is a messenger RNA of Alosa alosa (allis shad), 9915 nucleotides long. Its product is annotated as collagen alpha-6(VI) chain-like. Lineage: Eukaryota; Metazoa; Chordata; Actinopteri; Clupeiformes; Clupeidae. The coding region runs from base 136 to 8454 and encodes 2772 amino acids. The transcript is spliced from 43 exons. Gene Ontology annotation, molecular function: serine-type endopeptidase inhibitor activity. The record is from RefSeq and is a predicted model, not a curated record.
ACAUAUAGUUCUUCUGAAUAUCUCAGGCUGAGGAGCGAGAACUAUCAACUGUAUACCAGUCAAUAAACAUGUCUGAAUGAAUAAUUACAGGAUCGAAGGAUAUUACGUCUACAGGCUUUCAGAAACGCUGUGAACAUGGCAAAGACUUGUGUUCUUUUUGGUGCCAUGAUCGCAGCAUCUUGUUUUCUCCUGAGUGCAUCACAAAAAACAGAAUGCACACAGGAGGCUGUGGCUGAUAUUGUCUUCCUGGUUGAUGGCUCCUGGAGUAUUGGAUCAGAGAACUUCCAGCGUAUCCGGGAGUUCCUCCACAGUCUGGUAGCCAGCUUUGAUGUGGCUCCAGAUCAUGUCCGCAUUGGCCUGGCGCAAUACAGCAACACCCCCCGCACAGAGUUUAACCUUAACACCUAUCAGAAUAAACAAGAGAUUCUCGAGUACAUUGACAAGCUGCCGUACCAGGGUGGCGGUACAAUGACUGGCAAGGGACUGGACUUCAUUCUGAAGGAGCACUUUGUGCAAAGAGCAGGAAGCCGUGCCGGAGAGAAUGUGCCCCAGAUUGCUGUGGUCAUCACAGAUGGCCAGUCACAGGACAACGUUGAACCACAUGCCAAGGACCUGAAGAAUCAGGGCAUCACCAUUUACGCCAUCGGCAUCAAAGAUGCGGACGAGGAGCAGCUAAAGGAGAUUGCCACCGAGCCCCAUGACCAGCAUGUGUACAGCGUCUCUGAUUUCAGUGCUCUUCAGGGCAUCUCUCAGAACAUCGUCCAGGUGCUGUGUACCACCGUGGAGGAGGCCAAACGGCAGACCAUACAGGUUCCUACAGAUUGUCAACAGGCAACUGUUGCUGACAUUGUGUUCCUUGUGGAUGGCUCAAGUAGCAUUGGUGUGGAUAGCUUUAAUCAGAUGAAGCAAUUCCUUCAAUCAUUUGUGAGUGGACUUACUGUGGCAUCAGACAAAGUGCGCAUAGGCCUAGCUCAGUUCACUGAUGACACGUACCAGGAGUUCCUGCUGAAGGAUCAUGACAACGUCAGAGAUGUACUUAAUAAAAUUGCCCAGCUCCAGUUCCGUCAAGGAGGAACUUAUUUGGGAAAGGGCCUCACCUUCCUUCACGAUAAGUACUUUACCCCAGACGGAGGCAGCCGAGCUAACGUCCCAAAGAUUGCCAUUGUGAUCACAGACGGUGAAUCCUCUGAUGACGUGGCAGGACCAGCCCUAAUGUUGCGGAGAAUGGGGAUUGUCAUCUACGCCAUUGGUGUUGGCAACUAUGAUGCCAAACAGCUGCAAUCUGUUGCCAACAAACCUAGUAAGCGCUUCUUGGUAGGCAUCAACAACUACCAGGAGCUGCAGAAUGUAAUAGACAGUAUGCAGAAAACCGUUUGCACCGCUGUGAAUAUCCAAACAGAGGAUCUAACACCAAAAUAUGCUGAUAUUUUCUUCCUUGUGGACAGUUCGGCUCAGUCACAGAUUCAGGUCAUAAAACAAAUGCUUAUUCGACUUUCUAAUCAACUCAACAUAAACAUAGACGGCAAUCGAAUGGGCCUGGCUCAGUUUGGUGAUACUGUCAAAGUGGAUUUCAAGAUGAACCAGUUCACCGCAAGAUCUGAUAUCGUGGAAUAUUUGAAAAGAUGGAGAUUGACGGGAAGUCGGACGCGUAACACUGGAGAGGCAAUAACCUAUGCCCGCCAUAAUUUUUUCACUUCGGAGAAUGGAGCCCGUGGAUUUAAACCCUAUUUGGUGCUCAUAACAUCAGGGAAAUCAGAUGAUAAUAUGAUCAAAGCGUCACGAGUUAUUAAAGCACAAGGCGUGACUUUACUUACUGUUGGGCUUGGCCAAGCUGACAGAGUGGAGCUUCAGACCAUUGCAACAGACCCUUAUAUCUAUUUUGGACAAUCAACUCAACAGACGAUAACAGACAUCAAGGCUGCUGUUGACGAGACUGCUGAUGCCACUGUUAAAACUGAGUGUACAACAGCCAAAGUAGCAGACAUUGUGUUCAUUGUGGAUGAAUCCAGCAGCAUUAAUCAUGCUUCAGUAAACAACUUCCAGCUGAUGCGGGCAUUCAUGGCAAGAAUCCUCAAAGACCUUGAUAUCAGCUCAAAGGGUGUGAGGGUGGGCUUAGCCACUUACAGCGAUGACCCUCGACCCGAGUUCUACUUGAACACAUAUGAUAAUAAAUUCGAUACUUUGCAGAGCAUAAAGCUGCUACCAUACCAUGGGGGCAAUACAUACACAGGGAAAGCUCUGACAUUUGCAAUGAACAACAUGUUUACCAAGGAGAGGGGCAGCCGGCGUGACAGUGGUGUGCAACAGAUUGCUGUAAUAAUCACAGACGGUGUGUCUCACGAUAACGUCAGUGGUCCAGCUCUGAAAUUGCGUGAUUUAGGAGUUAAAGUCUAUGCAGUGGGUAUUAAAAAUGCAUCUAUGAAUGAACUGCGAAAGAUAGCCACUGACCCAGUUAGGAACUAUGUGGUAUCCAUUGAUGAUUUUGUGAAACUUAAGUCAAUGGAAGCAAAUCUGACUAAAAGAAUUUGCCGUGAGAUUACGAAACCACCCACACCACCACCCAAGGAAAAAGACUGUGUCCAAACAGAGGAAGCAGAUUUCUUUUUUUUGAUUGACCACUCAUCCAGCAUUGCCUAUGAGGAUUUUGACCGAAUGAAAACGUUUGUUUUGGAAUUCAUACGGAUGUUUCCUAUUGGACCAAAACAGGUACGUGUUGGUCUGGCAAAGUUCUCAACCAGUCCUAGCCUGGAGUUCAACCUGGCCGAUUACACAGACAAAAAGUCUUUGGAGAAGGCUAUGGAUGCUGUCGAACAAACUGGAGGUGACACUUAUACAGGUGCCGCUUUAAAUUUUAUGAGCCCGUAUUUUGACGAGGCUGAAAAGAGUCGUGGGGGUAAGGUACCCAGGUACCUCAUUGUAAUAACAGAUGGGGAGUCACAUGACAAUGAAGUUGUGAAAAGGGCAGCAAAGAGAUUACGCCAACAGGACAUCACCAUUUAUGCCAUUGGGGUGAAGGAUGCCAAUAACGCCGAGCUGCUGGACAUUUGCGGUGAUCCGAAGAGGAGGUUCUUGGUCAAUGACUUUGAUGCACUUAGACCACUGAAGAAUGAUAUCGUGACACAAAUAUGCACUGAAGCAGCAUGCAAGGAAAUGCUGGCUGAUGUCAUAUUUCUGGUGGACAGUUCUGGAAGCAUUCACCCUGCAGACUUCCUCAUGAUGAAGGCUUUCAUCAACAACACAAUUACGCGGUCGGUCAUUGGGCCAGACUCUGUGCGCAUGGGGUUGCUGCAGUUCAGCACCGUCCAGAAGGAGGAGUUUUCUCUUGACAGCCCCCAAACCCAAACUGACCUUGUGCAGAAAGUGAACUCCAUGAAGCAACUGGGUGGGGGAACUCUGACUGGUCAAGCUCUCAGCUUUACCUCCCAGUACUUUGACACCUCAAGGGGCGGGCGCCUCAAUGUCCCAAAGAUCCUGAUCGUCAUCACAGAUGGUGAAGCCCAAGAUGCCGUUAAGUUGCCUGCGCAGGCUCUGAGGGACAAAAAUAUUAUCAUCUACUCCAUUGGUGUGGACAGCGCCAAUAUAACCCAGCUGAAUGAAAUCAGUGGCAUCACAGACAGGGUGUAUACAGAGAGAGACUUUGAUGGCCUCAAGUUUUUGGAGGAUAAGAUCUUCUAUAAGAUCUGUCAUCCUGACACUAAUUGCACAAGGACAGAGGUGGCAGACAUGAUCUUCCUUGUUGAUGGCUCCAGCAGUAUUAGUGCGGAUCAAUACAAGAGCAUGCAACGCUUUAUGACCUCACUUGUGAAUAGCACGAAUGUUGGAAAGAACCUGGUCCGGUUUGGUGCCAUCGUCUACUCGGACGACGCAGAGUCCAUGUUCACUCUGAAUCAGUACACUACCGCAAAGGAGGUACGAACGGCCAUAACAACCAUUAGAAAACCAGGUGGAAACACUUACACAGGUGCUGCGCUUCGCUACACACUGGACUACUUUGGAAAACAACAUGGUGGCCGUCGCGAGCAGGACGUAACUCAGAUCCUUUUCAUCAUUACUGAUGGAGCAGCCACAGAUCCUGUUUUACUGCCUGUGUGGUCGAAAGAGAUCCUGAGUUAUGGGAUCAUGAUAUAUGCCAUUGGUGUGGGAGGGGCCAAAGAGAGUGAGCUUAAGAUCAUGACUGGAGGAGACAGAAGAAGGGUGUUUUAUGUGAGUGACUAUGAUGCUUUGGAGGUCGCGCACAAGAACAUCUCCAGUGAGCUUUGUAAAGACAUCAAACCACCAUGUGAGAAAAAGGAGGUAGACCUGGUCAUGUUGACGGACAGCUCCGGCAGCAUCAGUGCCACUGACUUUACCAUCAUGAAGACGUUUAUGAAAAAGAUGGUGAGCAGCUUCUACAUCAAACCAGAGGCUGUGCAGGUGGCCCUAGCCCAGUUCAGCGCUUUCCCCAAGAAAGAGUUCCACCUCAACGAGGUUGACAGUGAAGCCACAGCACAUGCUAAAAUUGAUGCCAUUGAUCAAAUUGGACAAGGCACAUAUAUCGGAAGGGCCCUUGAGUUCACCAGGAAGCGGUUCUUCCAGACAGCAAAUGGCAGCCGGAAAAACAAGGGUGUCUCACAGAACCUUAUUGUGAUUACCGAUGGCGACUCACAGGAUGAAGUGAAAGAAGAGGCAAUGUUGCUCAGAGCCAUGCACGUUGAUGUGUAUGUCAUUGGAGUGGGCAAUAUCCACAGGGAUGAGCUGAUUCAGAUUGCUGGCACUGCAGAGAGGGUCUUCAUCGUGAACGACUUUCGUGUCCUUGAACAAAUCAAGUCAAAAGUGGUGGAAACUGUUUGCAGGCCACUAGCAACCUCGCCCUUCAUUUGCUCUGUGGACAUCGGCAUUGGGUUUGAUAUUUCCAACAGGCCCAAACCAUCACUAUUCAGUACACAAGUGAAACUGCAGAAUUACCUACUUGAGAUUGCUGAACGCAUCCCCUCACUACCCAACCUGUGUUGUGCACAGGGCCAAACUAUCGAGGCACACAUCGGCUUCCGUCUAGUCUCUAAAGAGGGCAAGGUGCUAGAUAAAUUCAACUUUGAAACAGUCAGCAAAGAUGUGAUGACAAAGGUGCUGGCGUUGCAGACAGUAGAGGACCUGGCCUUCAAUGCACAGCUGCUGAGGUCCUUUAAAGAUAUGUUCAGCACUUCAACUGCUGGUGUGAAGGUGCUGAUCAUCUUCACUGAUGGGCUUGAUGAUCCCGUUGAGAUGCUUCAGAUAGAGUCUGAAUCUCUGAGAAAUAGCGAUGUCCACGCACUUCUGGCGGUGGCUUUGGAUGGAGCCACAAAUGCCCACGAGCUGGAGCUGGUUGAGUUUGGGCGAGGAUUUGGCUAUAAGCAACCUCUUGCCAUCGGAAUGCAUAAUGUGGAAAGUGCCAUACUGAAACAAAUUGAUACAGCUACAGAGAGAGUGUGCUGUGGUGUGAUGUGUAAGUGCAGUGGUCCAGACGGAAUGCGAGGACCACGAGGACCGCCAGGCCAAAAGGGCCCUCCAGGCACAAAGGGUCAUGCAGGAUAUCCCGGAGAAGAGGGUGGUCCUGGAGAAAGAGGCCCUCCAGGUCCAAAUGGAACUCAAGGAGUGCAAGGGUGCCCUGGGAGAAGAGGCAUAAAGGGAGGAAGGGGCUACAGAGGUGAUACAGGAGAAGAUGGAGAACAUGGACUGGAUGGAGUUAAUGGUGAACAGGGUGUCACUGGUGUGGCUGGUGCUUCUGGAGAGAGAGGAGAGCCUGGCAGCCCAGGUCGCCGUGGUAUUAGAGGGGACCCUGGUGUCAAGGGACAGAGUGGUCUGAGAGGAGAUCCUGGAGAGCCUGGGACAGACAACACUAUAGCAGGCCAAAAAGGAGAGAAUGGACACAGAGGAAUGCAGGGAGAAGCAGGACCGGACGGUUCGCCAGGGAGACCAGGGGAUGCUGGAAACACAGGCCCUCAAGGGAGAAGAGGUAACCCAGGUGUCAAGGGAUCAAUUGGAGAUCCGGGAGAUAUUGGAAUCCAGGGCAGCCCUGGGCCAUCAGGCGCUCAGGGGCCAAGAGGUCCUAUCGGUCUAAUAGGGCCAAGUGGCAGUUCUGGUUUACCUGGACCUCAGGGACGACCAGGAACUACAGGUCCCAAAGGAUCUCCAGGAGGUGCAGGAUCAAAGGGACAGAAAGGUCAACAAGGAGAUUCUGGAAUCAAAGGAGGGAUUGGAUCUGCAGGCCCCAGAGGACCCCCGGGGCUUGAUGGGAGAGAUGGCUACGGACCUCCAGGACCCAAAGGACUGAAGGGCGAGUCAGGCUUUCCAGGUUAUCCAGGACUACAAGGAGAGGAUGGUACUAAAGGUAAAAGUGGAGGUCCUGGAGUCAAAGGAAACAGGGGGCGAGGGGGCAAUGCUGGCAAUAGUGGUCUGCCAGGUGACCCUGGAACUACUGGACCAACUGGACACAGGGGCUCCAGAGGAGCUCCCGGACCCAGACAGAUGAGUGACUGCGAACUAAUCAACUAUGUGCGGGACAACUGUGCUUGUGCCUCAGGUCUGAUAGAGUGCCCAGCCUACCCCACUGAGCUGGUGAUAGCCCUCGACAUGUCUGAGGAUGUGACCCCUGAGGUGUUUGAAAGGAUGCGCGCCAUUGUCCAUCACUUACUGGAGGACAUGUCCAUUGCUGAGAGCAACUGCCCUAGGGGCGCCCGGGUGGCAAUUGUGUCCUUCAGCUCCAGUGUGAAGUACCUGGUCCGGUUCUCAGACUACCAUCGUAAGAAGCACCUCAUCGAAGAGGUGAAUAACAUUGCCCUGGAACGCACCUCCAACCGCCGCAACAUUGGGACAGCCAUGCGCUUCGUGGCCAGACAUGUCUUUAAGCGCACACGAAAGGGUCUGCUCAUGCGGAAGGUGGCUGUCUUCGUCACCAAUGGAGCCUCCCAGGAUAUCAAGGCAAUUAACACUGCUGUCCUGGAAUUCAAAGCCCACGACAUUCACCCUGCUGUCAUCUCCUUCAGGAAUGCCCCUAAUGUCCGAAGCGCUUUCGAGGCUGAUGAAACCCAAAGUUUUAUACUGAGCCUGGUGGAGAGUGGUCAAGAACGCCAGCAGAUAAGUGAUGUUAAAAAGUGUAUAAUAUGCUACGAUCCUUGUAAAAGAGACGCAAGUUGUUCCAAUAUGAACAAGACUCCAGCUCCUGUUCAAGUAAACCUAGAUCUGGCUGUGUUGGUGGACGGGUCACGCAAUGUGCAAGCAGACCAGUAUGAGGGUGUGAAAGAGCUGCUAGGUUCAGUGGUAGAGCAGAUCGCUGUGAGCAGCCAGCCAUCCAGGUCUGAUGGUCAGGCCAGAGUUGCCUUGUAUCAACCAGUUCCCAGCUCAUACAGACCCACAGCAGAACAAGUUCCUGUCCAAGAGGAGUUUGACUUUACGAGUUUUCAGGACAGCAGUGCAAUGAAAAAACACAUUUUCCAGAGCAUGCAGCAGCUUGGUGGGUCCUAUGGGCUGGGAUAUGCAGUGGAGUGGGUCAUCACAAGAGGCCUCCUGACGGCCGUAAAGUCACGUAAGAACAGAAUGGUUCUUGCCAUUAUUGGUGGGGAAACGAGCUAUUGGGAUAGAGCCCAGCUUGAAUAUGCCUCCAAAUUAGCAAGAUGUCAGGGUGUGGUGCUGUUCACACUGACUGUUGGGGACACCUUCAACACCACACAAGUGGAGGAGCUGGCCAGCCUACCCUUGGAGCAACAUAUGGUCCAUCUGGGAGAGGUGAAGCAAGGAGAGCAGGAAUAUGCCAAGCGCUUCUUGCGAACCUUCCUGAGCUUCGUUAAGAGGGAGGUGAACACAUACCCUUCUGCAACUAUCAAGCAGAUGUGUCGGGAUUUCCAGCAACAAAACCAAGGGAGUGUUCUUGAAGCUGCAGAACGCCCUCUUGAAAAGGUCCCUUGGCCAACAUCCACUGGCACUACGGAAGUUGUGGAAGAAUUCACAGAGGAGGUAGAAGAGUAUACUGAGCAGACAGGCCUGGACCAGACACGGAACACCCAAACAAAGGAUGGGGGUCAGCAGGCCAUUGGGCGCGGAGACACUGAUGCUCAGUGUGAACUCAGUGUGGAUGCCGGCAGAUUUUGUGGAAAGUAUGAGCAGAGGUGGUAUUAUAAUACAGAGAUCGGUGCAUGCUCGCUCUUCUGGUACGGUGGUUGUGAUGGUAACAGCAACCGGUUUAACACGGAAAGUGAAUGCUUCGACACAUGCAGUCAAUACAACGUAGAUGUACUUCAACAGAAAGAGGAUGCAACCGUAGUGCAAGACGUGUGCAACCUCAGGCAAGAUGAGGGUAGCUGUCGAGAGUAUGCUCUGAAGUGGUAUUACGACACAGUGCAAAAUGAAUGCCUCCAAUUCUGGUAUGGUGGGUGUGAUGGCAACGGAAACCGUUUCGAAACCAAAACAGACUGCGAGGCUCAUUGUGUGAAGGCGCGUUAAUGGGAAAAGAAUGAAAAUAAUUUGAGGACUCACACACAUUUUGUUAUAGAGCUUAUCUAAAUACUGUUACAAGUGGUGCAGUACCAAGUAUGUAUAGUUUUGAUUGGUCAUUUUUAGUGAACCAUUUAUUGGGACCAUGGGAAUUUUUACUGCACAUGUCUAAGGGCUAAGCUACACCAGGCAUGUAACUGAAGUAUUCUGUUCGUGUUGGGUCUGCUGCAACAAUUAGCUUCCACUAUAAUCAAUGGAAGUAGCUACACCAUACGUGAUAGUGGCGCGUACUGUACGUAAAAGAAAAAUAGACCAUUCUUCUAAAAUGGAUUUUACGUGUCACGAACGGAACGCUUCAGUUACGCGCCUGGUGUAGCUUCCCUGUAAGUGACAAGUAAAUAUUUUUCCACAUCUACACCUACUUCUGCACCAACAAGAUGUUGGAUCUCUAAGCUGUUAAACAAAUAAUAAUAAUAAAAAAACAUCAUGAAAGGCUAUUCAUCACCAUUCAACUCUAACAGUGGCAAGCAUGAUGGUAAACUCAUGUUUAAAACAAUUUACGAAUGUAAUUUUAUAGAGCUUUUCCUAGUGUCUCCAAAGUGUUAGCUGUCUUCACUUUGCACUGACAGCGUUCCAUAACUGUGCUAUUGUAAUUUUUGUGGUUAUCUGGAACAUAAAAAGUACUUUUGUAAAGAUUUGAGCAAAACAGUUAAAAUGUACAUGAAUACACAUUACUCUAAACUGGAGUAUGGCCAUUGCUGAUUGGAAAUGACAUAGUAUUGUUGUAUCAAGUAUUUUUGAUAUCAAAGAUCAACAUAAUAUUGACAAAGUGACACUAUCUUAAAGUUGAAUUUCAGCUGGUGCUGUUUUUUUUUACGAGAAAUGUCUGACGUGUGACUGUUGCCAUAAUUUCCUGACUGUUACCACAUUCAACCUAGAUGUAAUAACAUAACGUUGUAUCAACAAAAUUUGUAUGAAUUUAUCAAAUAAAAUGUCAACUUGAACAAAACCAUUACAAGCAGUUGUCAUUAGGACUUAAAUGUUAAAGGGCUGUUCGCACCAAAAAACAAUAACUAUAACGAUAAGGGGAAAGAAGUAUUGCUAUCUAAUGACAAUGUCCCACACAUAUAAUAUAACUGUAAAGACAUGAAGAACAACAUCAUUGUUUCAGAGUGAUUAAGAUCAAUAAAAAGCUGACAGUCAAUCAGAAUCCAUCAAAUUUUAGGUAUCACAUUCAUCAACAUAAGGAUAGACUUUUCUUAUUGUUGGUUAGUGUGGACGCUUGUAUCAUAGUUACAGUUAUCUUUAUAGUUAUUGCUCCUGGUGUGAACACCCCUUAUAGGUUUGGAAUUUGUGGAAGUCUGAAAAUGAGUAAGGACAAUUUCAUCUUGUGAGUCGUUUAUACAUUUGAUGCUGAUUGAUCUGAUGCUUGAUAUAAAAAAAAAAAAGAAUUAAAGAAAAAUACAGAAU